AUGGCGAAGCGACCGUCUGACAGCGCUGCGGUCAUUGACCUCUGCUGCAGCAGUGAUGAUGAGGAGCAAGACAAGAAACUUCCAGCAAGCGUCUUUGCCAGAAAGAAAAUCAAGACAGAACCAUUCACCAAAGUCAAGUCGGAACCACGGUAUGGCGACGAUGAUGAUGAAGUCCAAACGAUGGAUGUAACGAAGGGUAGCGGCAGCGGUGAAGUAGAAGUUGUUGCCCCAGUAACACCAAAGAUAGUCCCAGCGAAACAGUCAUCAUCCGAGGAAAAUGACGAUAAUGAUGUGGUACUUGUGGGCGCUGCCAAUAUCCAAAAGUUGCCGCAUUUGCGCCAGCAUUGUCCUGAGCACAAGUUUGACAGCGCGACUCCUAAAUGGUCUGAUUACUUCUUUUACUCUCGCGACACCAUCAACGUGAAUGAACAACACUGUGACAUGUGCUACUGCUUUGCCUGCGACUGCCUGGUGAAGGAUUGCUGCGCCUGGACGCAUGCCGUGUCGAGCGAUAUGGAAGGAAAUCACUGCUGCGCCAACGACGGGUUCCGUGUUUGGUCGCAACGCCGUACUACUGCCGUCAAGAGACGACAAGAUUUGGAACGGAAUGGAGGAGUCCAAACCAAUGCUGCUAGAGCAUCAGUUGCACUCAAUACCACCACCACCACAGUAUCCCCUAUGCGAGCUGCUACAAGUACAAUCGAUCCUCGUCUGACUUCUGGAGAGUUCCAUCUACGGGAACACUGCCCUACUCACAAAUUCCAAGAAGCUGCUAUUGAUUUUGGCAGGAUCCUGUCCUUUCCUGUGAUUGCUAACAACGAGGAAUGCUGUCGUCAAUGCUGGUGCUAUCCCUGUGACAAACCGGCAAAGCAGUGCAAGUCAUGGCGAAAGCCAGGAAAAUAUAAUCUCAAAUUCACCCAUUGCUGUGCUACCCAGACUGGAGCUGCCUGGGUGCAGGAAAGGAUUAGAAUCAACCCUACGAAGACUCUUCACAUUGAUGCGGUGGUAACGCAUGCCGGUGGAAUUGGACCAUGGGCUCCAGAGCACGAGGUGGCAGGAAAAGACAAGACCCUCACCAAGUGCCGCCAUUGUGGAUGGUACACCCGAUUUUCGCACAUGAACUUUGCGACUCCUGCCUUGCCAACAGGGUGUCAUGAUUGGUGCCACAAAUGCGGUCGUGUUGCCAGCGAGAAAGACUUGAACAAAUCUGCCGUUGGCUUUGCCUACAGUCCAAAGGCAACCGACGUGUCGUUGGGAGAAAAGGUCAUUCCCUUUCGGCUACACGCUCAUGACCCACUCGAAAUGAAUGCCUUCAAGCUGAGCUGGGAACAAAACAAGAACAGUUGGACGUAUGACGAGGCAGACAUGGAAGAAGAACUCUUUCUUCAUCGCUUUGGUGCCCGCCCUACAGUUGACAUGAUUCUGGCAAGUCUUCCCAUUGUCAGAGAGGUUCCAAAAGACGGUGUUGUCAAACCAACUGGCAAUAAGUCCAAGCUUUGCUCAGCGGUGGAAACCGAGGCGAUACUCUUGGAGAAGGCAAACCACAAAUCGCUUUUGGAAGUACUAUACAAUUGUUUUGGAACUGUUGCGACGAACCCCAAGGAUGGUGAUGCACGUGCAAGACUGGUCUCUGGAGAAAUCUUGGCCGAGUUUGACAAAUCUACGCGAAAGGGCGUCCUUCGGAUGCGUCUAUUCUUGUCGGCGUCAAUGUUCGACACCAAGAACGCGAAGAUCGGACUAUUGAAGGCUAGAGAAGGGAGGGAGAAAGAGCAAGUUGGAUCCCAGUUCCUUCCGUGUCCGCCGUUUAGCUGGAGUCAGAGAGACAGAUCAAUGAACGCUAUCUCGAGUCGAAGGGCAACGAUGAGGCCUGCGAUUGGGGAUCAAAAAAAGACUUUGAACGCAUUUCGCGGUAAGCUUUCACUGCUUCCAAGUUCUGGCUCACAUGUGGUCGGUGGUGUUUGCUUGGAUGACACGUCCCUGAGCGGUUGCCUCAAGCGAUACAGUUCCGAGACUUUCCCCGAGCGGCUAUACGAAGCAGCAAAAGGAAGCAAUCGUUACCUUCCUUAUCCGACGAAAAAUCAGAGUACAUCCAGAAUACUGGAUAGUAUCUACUCUGAAUCUUACUGGAUCGAGUCUAACCAUGGCGUUGUGUCGCACCACCGUCGCAUGAACGAUUCGACGGCAAUCCCUCGGCUGAUGCCCCGAAUUACCCAGGAUUCUUUGAAAGGGCUCGAGCGUCUUGUUGGGUCACAUGAUGAGGUAGUUCUCGCAGCUACCAAUAUGGCACACGACAGCCUUCGUUUGAUCGCUGCGACGAACUCAAUCAAGGGGAUGCUGGAGCAGCUUGAAAACCUUGGUCACCGUAGCCUGCCCUACUGCGAAGGUCUGAACAUUGAAUUGCUUGAGUUCCAAAAGCAGGGCGUUCAGUUUGCCCUUGACCGCGAGAACUGUCCCGGUGGAAUCCAAAGUUUCUGGUGGGGCAAGCUACCACUCGAUACCGGUAGCCACAACGAAAUCUACUUCAAUCCUAUCCUGUCCACGUUUAGAAAAGGAAAGCCCCAACUCGUACGAGGUGGAUUCAUCGGAUCAGAGAUGGGAUUGGGCAAAACUGUAUUGUCCCUGGCACUCAUUUUAUGUAAUCCUGCCCCUGAAGCUCCUGUCUCCGGUAGCCACGUGAAGAAGUUGAAGCAACAGACUCGAGCGUCAUUAUCUGGCAGUGUUGGUUGGGAUGAAGACUUGUACGCGAGGACCUCCAAAGGUUGUUCAAAGCGAGGAAGCAUUGUAAGCCGUGGAACGCUUGUGGUAUGCCCCGUGUCUCUUGUCGGACAGUGGAUUGAAGAGGCGAAAUCAAAGUUGAAGGAACCCGGUCUUGUGUAUGCAUACCACGGCCAAUCUCGACGGCGUGAUCCGAUGCUCCUGGCAAAGAACAGCAUAAUCGUUACGACAUACGAGGUGAUAGCGUCUGACGCCAAUUACCAUGCCAAAAAAUCCCAGUCUGCCGAUUACGUGGCCCCCCUAGAGCAAGUGAGAUGGUGGCGAAUAAUUGCGGAUGAAGGACAUUCCCUUCGCCAAGGCAACACGCGGCGCUCGGAGGCGUUGCUUCGAAUUGUGGCUGACCACAAAUGGCUAGUAUCAGGCACGCCCGUCAACACAACAUUAGGCGAUCUUCGAAAUCAGCUAACAUUCCUGGGCGUGGAAGAGGCGGGUCCGAUGAUGGAAAAGUUCAAGGAAACUGCCUUUGUACAUGCCGUAGAUCCCUCCGUCGGAAAGCACGCUGUUCAUACCAUGGAGACUCCUUCUUUCGGCAAUUUGCUGUUCUUUCUGAGAAAUAUCAUGCUGAGACACACGCAAAAGCAAACCUACCGAGGAACCUCCACCACUCUCAUGAUGCUUCCGAAGAAGACAGAGCGCACCGUGGAGAUUGACUUCGAGGCUGGAGAACGGAAGCAAUAUGCUGAGGUUGAAAAUGCUGCGAAAACCUUCUAUCUCGAUUUCAAGGCUAAGCACGGCGGAACCUUGAGUAGCCACUACUUCAAAUUGACUCAGAAACUGAUGAAGUCGCGGAUUGCAUGUGCUGGAGGCCGCUAUCCUGUUGGCGAUGCACAAGAUCCAAAGGUCGAAGAGGAAGAUGACGAAGACGUGGACGAUGACGAAGCAUUGGACAACAAACCAAAGAAGAAAAAUAGGAAGAAGGAAGUCGUCUACUCGGACGUUGCUUUUCGGAGCAAGCUGAAGGUGCUGAUCACAGAACUGAUGCGAGUGAGGGAUGAUGAUCCCACAUCCAAGAGCCUUGUAUUCAGUCAGUUCGCCUCCACCUUGCAGUAUCUACAAUCGGAGCUUCCAAAGGCUGGAUUCCAAUUCAGAACUCUCAAGGGGAGCAUGUCCAUGCAACAACGGGCCAAAGCCCUCCACGACUUCCAAGCUGACCCACCGACUACAAUCUUUCUGUUGAGCAUGAGGUCCGGAAACGUGGGGCUCAAUUUGACAUCCGCAAAUCGGAUUUACAUCUUGGAACCCUGCUUCAACCCCGCCUUAGAGCUCCAGGCGAUCGGACGAGUGCAUCGAUUGGGCCAGAAGCGAACUACCCUCAUCACUCGAUAUGUCAUGAAGGACAGCGUUGAGACUCGAAUAAUGAAGUUGCGGGCAAAGAAGUACGGCUCGUCGUCUGCAACAGACUCAAAAGAAGACACCAAAACCAAAGCAGCUGGAGUACAGGCAUUGCUCGGGAACGUCUGCAGUGAUCGUGCUACAAUCGCAGGCGAAGAGUUCGAUCUCUUGUACGGCGUUCCUUCCGAUGAACAGCCCGAAGCCGUGUUCUCCGGAAGCGGUGGUCCAGACGACGUGGUUUCCUCCAGCAAUUCUCUAGCAAUAUAA
Molecule: messenger RNA, 4374 nt
Organism: Seminavis robusta
Lineage: Eukaryota; Bacillariophyta; Bacillariophyceae; Naviculales; Naviculaceae
Source: the annotation of a GenBank genome assembly